UAUACAUUUAAAUUUAGUUAUACAUGACAGUAGAAUGCAUUUAUGCACUUUGAUAUAUCAUACAUAUGUGGGAUAUAAUUUCUCAUUUUUCUGAGUGUACAUGUUGUAGAAUCAUAUUAGUCAUGCAGUCACAUAUAUUCAUAAAGUAAUAAUGUCUGUUUCAUUCUACUGUCUUUCCUAUCCCCACAUCCCAUUCCUUCUCCCAUUCCUUCAAUUCCUUCUUCUCAGUCUAAGGUAAUGCUAUUCUUCUCUUGUACCCACCCAUCUUGUUGUGAAUCAGCAUCCACAUAUUAGAGAAAACAUUGGCCUUUGUUUUUUUCUGGAUUGGCUUAUUUCGCUUAGCAUGAUAUUCUCCAACUCCAUCUAUUUACUGGCAAAUGCCAUACUUAUUUAAAGCUGAGUAAUAUUCUGUUGAAUAUAUAUAACCACAUUUUCUUUAUCAGUUCAUCUAUUGAAGAACACCUACUUUAGUUACAUUGUUUAGCUAUACUAUAGUAAUACAAUAUACUUUUUAACAAAGAAUUAACAGUAUUAUCUUGAAAAUGACAAUUUAUGCUGUUUAUAGCUAUAUUUGCCGUUUUACUGAUUGUCUACUUUUGUGAGGUUGUGCUAGAGUUAGCACCCAAGAACAAACUGGCUUCUUCCAGAAAUCUCUGCAGUAUCUGCUCCUCCUUGAUUGGGUUCCUUUGCAUUUAUACCAUGCCAAACACCAACUAAGAAUGAGUUCUCCAUGAUCAUUUCUGUGAGUUAUUCAGUUUCAGGGAGAUCAAAACUGGGUUUCCUCUAUCACUUGUGUGAUAUCAUCUGACCUUUGCCUGCAUUUCAAAUUGCUGAGAAUGAAGCAAGCUAACUUUUACACUAGGAACAUGAGAAACAGAUGAAAAACAAAGUCACUGAUAUUAGUUUUAUUUUCCUUUCCAUUUUCUAUAAAAGUAGAAUCUCUCGUCCAAAAACUAAACCUAAUGUUUAUUGAAAUAUUAAUUUAAAAGUAUUAUAAAAGGAAACAAAAAUUAAAUCUACAGCAAAAACAAAUGUUCUCAUUUAUUGAAAUGUCUCUGAAUUUAUGGAUUUUUAUGGAUAUGUUGUACAAUAGCAGUUAAGUGUGGAAAAUCCUGUCAUUCUACUACCAAGCAGUUGACUGAUGCAUAAUUUACCCAGAGUUUGCCUGCAUCAAAUAAUUCAGAAAACAUUACUAAGACUACACUGGAAUAAAACCUCAUAGUUGACAGUUUUCAUAGCUUAAAUGGAAAUUGAUUUUAAUAAUUAAUAAUCUGUGAAUAUGUCUUUAACAUUGAAUUUUUAUCAUUAAUUUCUUUGUUAGUAAAAUUUAAGAAUUAAAAUUUAUUUUGUGUUUUGCACUACAUCUGAAAAAAGAAAAAUGCAUUGUCUUUGCCUGCACUAAGUCCACCCUUUAAAAAAAAAAAAUUCCAUAAUGGGUUGAGGCUGUAGCUCAGUGGUAGAACACUUGCCUCACAGGUGUGAGGCCCUGGAUUUGAUCCUCAGCACCACAUAAAAAUAAAUAUAUAAAAAGAUAUUGUGUCCACUUACAACUAAAAAAUAAUAGACUCCAGAAAAUACACAGAAACUUAUAAUCUAGUUUCAAAAUAAGCCAGAAUACAUUAAUAUUACUUAUAUAACUCUUAUUUAAUGUUAUGGUGUUAGGUACACCAGUAUUCACUAUAAAAUUCUUUCAACUUUCCAGUAUUUUUGAAAAUGUUCACAAUAGAUCAGUUUUAAUCUUAUUAACAUUAUUGAUAUGCUUUAAUGAGGAAAAACAGAAGCAACAACAACAACAGAAAACCUUACCAUCACAGGUUUCAGAAAUGUUUUUCUGAGGUGAGAUUCUUUCCCUAUUGCAUGUGUCUGUCAGGAGAUACCAGGGCCCUUUGUGCCCUCAGUCAUUAAGCAUUGAAUUGGAACCACACUAGUCUUGAUUAAGAACUUCUUCAUCAAUGCAUCUCUCCCAAUACAUUCCUAGUUAAUCAGAAGAUUUGACUGUUGGAAGACAACUAUUUCCCCUGAGUAGGUACCCCUAAGUGAGUUUCACCAAGAAGAUCUCAGUUGCUUUAAUGUUUGUGAUCUGAAAAAUCAAUUUCUUAAUUUUUUUUUACAAAUAAGAAUUCAAGUUACCCUCCAUCUUUAUAUCUUUUAUAGCUCUUCUCUUCCUUACUACCUUGAUAUUUUUUAAUAUUGUGAACCCAAUUCAAUUUCUUAAAUGCCUAAAGUUUUUGUUUCUGGUGCCCUCAGCUUUCUAGGUUCUCUUGGUAUAAUUCGUAAAUGAUCACCAGCUUGCAACUGGCUUGGCACAUGGCACAUUGUCAAUACUUAUGUGUAUCUGUGAAUGGAAGGGAGGGCAGAAGGGAAAAUGAAGAAGGAAUGAGAUGGAGGUGAGGGAAGGAGUAAGGAAGGAAAGAGGAGGGAUGGAGGUGGAUUGGCUGCACUUCCUAUAGAUACUAGCUUAUGAGGCUGUAUCUUCUAACUCUGUUCAUCUCAAAGGAUUUCAUGACUUAGUUAAAGCCAUUAGUAGAAUAGCUAGGAAAAAUACUUGCUAUCCCAAACAUUUCCUUAUGAUCUACUGCUUAAAAUCCCAGAGUUAUGGUUUUGUUUCUUUGAUGACAAUUUGCUUUAUUUUCAAGUAGAAGUUCAAUCCUUUAAUCAUUAAUAAUGUACAUCAAAUGAAAGUAGGUCCAAUUUAAAUAAGAAUUUUGCUAUAAAUGGUUCUACUUUAUAUUUUCUGACCAAUAAAAUAGCAAUUAUGCCUUCUCAAAUUUACUUCUACAUUUUUAAGACAGUAAGUGUACCAGAAGGAGGCUCCAAUACAGAAAUGACUUAUUCCCUAUAAAUUAGAGGUGAGCUCCAGUUUUAAUCAAGGUCUACUACUUACCACACAUCAAAUUUGGAAAAGUCACUCAGUUUAUUUCUAUUGAGCCAAUAGAAAUAAAUUUAGUGAUGGCAUUAGAAGCAGAAACCAAAACCUGCCCUGUUGCCUUAUUAAUGGCCUAAUUAUGUAAAUUUCUAUUACAAAUUUCUUAGGUAGUUUCAGGAGCUAGAAAAUGGAACCCUAAGUUUUACACAACCUAUUACAAAACAAGAACAAAUAACAAAAAUAGAUGAUUUUCUUUUACUGUAACUCAAAGACACAGAUUUCUAUUUUAUCCUAUCUAGUAAAUUGCCACUCUUGGUUGGAUGGACUGAAUGGUGCUUAUAUUUCUCCUAUGUGUAGAAUAUUCAGAGGGAAAACACAGGGCAGUGUGGUCCUUAACAAGGCUGACAUCACUCUUCUUCAAGCCUUUCCUGUCACCAGGUCCCUUUAUUUUUCUGUCUCUGUAACUUUCCACUAUCAUUCUGGAGCCCACUCAGUACUGCCCAGGCUCACAGACCAAUCUUGUCCCCAGAAUUCAGAAUUUAAAGAGCUUGGAUAAGUUAAUUCCAAAAGAGACACAAUUUAGAAACUGGCAGGACUAAUUUGGACUCACAGCUCCACCAUAUAUUAGUUUUGAGGUAACAGCCAAGUUGCUUAGCCUUUCUGAACUCAGAUUUCUCAUCUAUAAUGUGGUGAUAAUAAUGUCCAUCUGAGAGUUGGUGGAUUAAAGCAGAUUAUAUAGAUCUCAUACCUGGUGCUGGUCCCUUUUUCUGUGAUUAUCCAAAACCUCCUUUAUGAUCUAACUCUCCAUGAAAAAGGCCCUGACCUCAUUCAUUUCUUCACUGACUUAUAUUCUAGGACCAUAUUAGUUGAGAUAAUAGGUUUUAUAAUCAGAGAACUUCAGUUUUAACCUCAGAUCUGGCACCCAUUUAUAAGUUUGCUCACAGAGGCAAGUUACUCCUUACUUUGCAAGGCUCUAUCUCUUCAGUGGUAAAACAGAAUGAAAAUAAAAUGAAGCUCAUAGAUAAAUUUCAGGAGAGUCAUACAUGUAUUUUAUGCCCUCAUCCAGAAUAAACACCAAAUAAGUAGGUGAUACCAUCAUAGUAAAAUGAGAAAUCAGAAGUUACCUCGACCUUCAGGUCAGGUUUGCUCAGACUCAGUCAGAGGCCAGGAAGUAUCAGUGUGAGAAGGGGAUCUGAGGGUGACAGGCCAGCACCAGUGCUCCCAGGUGGCAACUUUGAAAACCGAAAAUAAUUCUAAUUAUGAAAAUAUUCUCCAUAUCCCUAACAGACAACCAGAUUUAGGGAGGUAUUGAACCCUGUCAUGGAAAAAUGUUCAUGGCACCAAAACCGAACACAUGAGAGUGUUGUUAUUUAGGGAUUCUUGGUAUUUAGGGUCUUUUUUCUUUCUCCUGAGGGAGUGAUGUUUUGUUUUUAUUUUGUUUUUUUUUUUCUUCCCCUUGUAGCCUGGUAAUUCCAUCACUGCUUUUUCUUGUUUGUUAACAUAGUUCUAAAAAGCUGGAAGAAGCCAUUUCUGUCCUUAUUUGGUGUGUGGUCAAUUAAGGAGAGGAGCAUGAGUUGGAUCCAGUGUUGCAAAUGCUUUUCCAAUUAAAACAGUCUAUCUUCAGGAUCCCAUAAGUUUUCAAAUUUUUUAAAAAAGUGUUCUUAUAUUUAAGAGAUGCCAGGAUUUUGAACAAUUGCGAAAAUUUCCUUCAGCUAAUUUUAGUAGAAUUCUUUGCUUUUUUUUUUUUUUUUUUCCAUACCAGGGAUUGAAUCCAGGGGCUCUUAAUCACUGAGCCACAUCUCCAGCCUUUGUUUUUUUAUUUUUUAUUUUGAGACUUUUUAUUAUAGUGAGACUUCACUAUAUUGCUAGGACCUCACUAACUUGCUGAGUCUGGAUUUGAACUUGUAGUUCUUCCUGUCUCAGCCUCCCAAACUGCUGGGAUUAGUCAUGCGCUACCAUGCCUGGCUUUCCACUUAAUUUUUUUGUUUUUUAGUUCUUGUAAAUGAAAUCCAUAGAGGAUUUUAAUGUUUUAAUGCUGCAAAUAAAAUAUUAAAACUUUGUUAUAGGAUAAACCUUUAAAAUCUAAUAGCUGAUAUUCUACUCUUACACACUAUGAUAAAAUGAUUUCAAAUAGAGAAAAAACAGUUACCCAUAAAAACUGAAGACUAAGUUUUUUAAAACUCAUAAAAUGGUGCCCCUACUUACUGUGCUCAUGAUGUAACCAAUUUUAGAGGACAAUUUUGAAAACUGAAAAUAAUUCUAAUUAUGAAAAUAUUCUCCAUACCUCCACAAAAAGGUUAUAAAUGUUGUUGGUAGUAGUACUCUAAUUUUAUGUGUUUUCAGAAUGAUUUUAUAUAAAUUGCUGUGUUCAUUUCUCUCAAAAAACUCUUUGCGGUGGUUCUCAAGUGGUAAGACUGAAACUCAGCAAGGUCAACCACCGGUGCUCAAGGUCAUAUGGCAUGUUCAUGGCAUAACUGUGGCCCUAAUCUCUGAUCCCCUCUAUCAGUGCUGUCCUGAAUGUUUGACCAAUGAUGCUGUAUUUUAAAAUAAAAAUUAUUUGGAUUCAGCACACUAAUUCAUUUGGUCAAAUUGAUAACUGUGGUUUUUCUGGUUUUGCUAUUUUCUUUAUUUAUUGCAACAGUCUUGGCUUUUUCUGAAGGAGCAUCUAAGGAAAAAGAAAUUAAAUAAUUGGACCUGAGUUAUCUGUUGUGAAAUCUUUUGUCCCUAUUGAGGUACAUAAAAAAAUAUAAUCCUGGUGAUGCAUCUUAUUUGAAAGAAUCCCUGAUAAUAUUGAUAUAUUCAUUUAUUAAACAAACAUGAUUGUAGUUUUUAUUUUUCAAUGGUGACAUGUGCAAAAGGAAGUUCAGAGUGCUGUGGAGAAAGCACAUGGUCUGGAGCAGCCAGGAAGGCUUCAAGGUGGAGGAGGCUCUCAAGAUGAAAUCCCAUAGUCACCCUUUCACGCACCUUCCAAUAACUAUGGAGGAUUUUGUUUUGUUUUGUUAUCAUACCAUAUUCAUGAAUACAAUCUUGGAAAGAAAGAAUUUUUCUGACUCUGAAAAUAUUCACAUAUAGGGAAUUACACAAUCAGAAAACUACUGAUCCCCAAAGACCUUUCACAUACAUUUUUUUUUAAAAUCAAGUUAUCUCAAGUGAUUAGCUCAGAUUAAUUUCAAGACAUUUAAAGCAUUUUAUUCUAGAGAUAUUUCCCACUGAAUAGUCAGAAAAAUUCCCAAGACUUUGUUAAUUACUUUAUAUAUACUUAAUAAACAUCAAAAUUAUUUCCUUCCCUCCCAUUUCUUUCCUUCAACCUCAUUUAUCCAAGUAUUUAGGAGCCCCAUUGCUUUAUUGAAUAGAAAGGGUUUAACCUAUUUAAUUUUUAGUGUGUAGUAAAUUUUUUGUUUGUACACCUGUUUUCUAUACAAUUAGGUAGAUAAAAACAUUUGUCUCACACUCCACAAAUUUGUUGAUCUUUUCUUGUAUGUUUAAGCUUGUCUUUUGUUGGUUUUUCAUUUUAUUUCUUAAUGACUUUAGCUUUUGAAUUAAAUUUAUUUCUGUUUGUGUCUUGGGACAUAUAAGAGUAAGCAAAAUAUGUUUACAGUUACUUAAAGCCGUGUGCAUGCUUCUUAAUGGCCUCAAGACUGCAGGGUACCUUCUAAUUUUUAAAUACUCCACUGCAUUCCAGGACAUAAAAUAAGUGUCCCUCAUUUCAGAACAUGGGAUAAUUGACCGCUCAGUCAAGUAGACUCACAUAAGGUUUAGAACAUAUAUCUGAAAACAAUGCAAAGAAAAUUCUAGAAUUAUUUUGUAGGACAUCCAUUUGUAGAAAUAAAUAACUGAUUAUAUAAACUAUAGCUGAAUUAUAAUUUAAUGUCAGUGUAAUAAAAAGGACUUUAAAAAAAACACCAUGACUCGUACUCAAAGAAUGUUAGUUUUGAGAAGUGCACAAAUUCAGCUGUCAAUCUCUCUUUCAUCAAACUCUUUUGCAAUGGAUCACUCUGAAAAUACAAUUAUUAGAAUGAUACUCUCAUCAGAUGAAGCUAAUAAAUAGUAGUCUAUCAUUUUCUUCCAUGUUAACAUUUACUGACUUUGAGUUUGUGACCAGCAACUAUUUCAAAAUACUGCAUUAUCCUGAAACCCAUCUAUCUGCCUUCUCUGGUUUCCUGAGGCAAUGUAUUUCAACAUAACGAAACCCCACUAAUGUAACUUUUUUUUUCUCUGAAGAUUAGCUUACCCCCUACACACUCAUCCAUCCCUGUGCCUGUCAGUUAGUGGCCACUAUGUAAAUAAAUGAAUGCCUAUGUGAAUUCUGUUUAAAUUCUCUCACUUUAAAAUUUGGGAGCUUCAGUUGAAUUUAUAGUAGCUAUCUCCUAUAAAGGAAAUUCUGAGUUUUGUAUUAGACACUAAAACCUCAAUCUAUCAUUUGUAACAUCUAGAAUCUUGGAUAACAAAUCACAGAAACAGUCAAGAUGCAAAAAAGAUGCCUUAUUUAGAGCUCAGCAGAACAUAAGAUUUGUUAUUGGCAGGAGGUGGCAUUUUGUUGAGGUUUUAGAAGGUGAGGAAUGAUGUGGCAUAAUGGCUGGAUGCUGCAGUGUUCAGAUCUCUUGUUUCUCUGGGAAGUAGGUUUAAUUUUCAACUUGUAAAAAAGACUUUUUCUCAGAGAUAAAGUCUUACCCCUUGCCAUUUAGUCAUGUUUUUACUAAAAUUAUUUUGGAACAAUAAGCUCUUAAUAAAGUGACAGAAAUUAAAAUAUUGAAGAUAUUUCUAUUUAACCCUUUUUCUACCCUUAUAACUGUGGAGUAAUAGCUAUAAAUAGCUGGUUGAGAUAUAAAUGACAGCAAAGGUUCAUCCUAGAAAACAUUUUACUUAAUUUUUUUAAAAGGUAUUUUUCUGAUUAUAUAAAUGCUUAUAUCUCUGAAAGUUUCUUCCUAGUCCUUUGAAACAGUAUUGACAUUUACAUUUGAAAUCAAAUCUUAACUUUGUUCAUGAUGAAUCUCAGAAAUAAUUUGCUUAUUACAAUAACCUCAUCAAUGCCUGUAAACUAAGAGAGGUUAUGUAUAACUGUACAGAAGAAAUGAGGAGGCAGUGUGUGAUUUUUAAGGAAAAAUAACAUUAACAUGGACAGACAUUUUUAAUGUCUAUUCCAUUCAUAUUAGGAUAAAGGGCUAAAGUUUCCAUUUUUCUAUUGAUAAGCUCACACAUUUUCAUUUUUUUUUUUCAUCUUGCUUAACUGUUCAAGAACUAUUUUUGGCAAUAAUGAAAAAAUAUAAAUUUGCUUCUCCUUUCUUGUACAAUUUUCAAAAAUGUGCAUUCUUUAGUAGCAUCAUCCUGGAUUAUUAUUAUGCCCUUAUAUAUUUUUAAUUAGAUGUUAAUUAACAGGGCAUUCUUUUAGAAUAUAAAUUGAUAAGGAGAUAUAGACAAUCAUGAGUGAAAAUAUUCAUUGCUUGGGUUAGCCUGGAUGGGAAACUGGUUUAACAAUAAAAAUAGUAUUUUUCGGACUUGAAAGUUGUCUAUAAGGACUGUAGCUUUUACUGUCAGAUACCAGUGAUGCUGUUUCACUUAUAAAAUUUAAAACGUCACUGGAUAGAACAAAAUCUGGCUAUUUUCCUGAGAUGCCAAUACCACCCCACUGCUCCCCUGGGGCUCUGUUCUCCCCUUCCCUCCAUACCAGUCUACCCCUCCCCGCAGCCCUCAGGGCUCCUCCCCUUUUUACCCACUUGACCAGUUCUCUUACACUGUCUGCCUUUAGUCUAAGAUAAAGCCAUUCCCUAAACAGGAGUUGUUAACUAAACACAAAUGUGUUAAUUCUACUAGGAAUGUUUGCAUCCUGUAAGAGCUGACCCAAAGUGGAAAUUCAGUAGUUCUACAGGAGUGAACUGCUGAGAGGAGAAUUUCAUACAUGAGAGGGGCAGAUUGCUUAAGUAUAGGCACCAAUCCUACACAAAAGCCAAAAGGCAGUUUGUGAAGCAUAAAAAAUAUUGCAAGUUGAGUCUGAGAGAAUGUGUUUAUUUUUGAACUCUCAGCUCCUCCAAGGCUGUUGCUGUUCAGGGCAGUUCUCACUCACCCACUCUCUGGGAGCCCAUACGUCAGAUAACAAAGAGGUGAAACUGUAAAAAUGUUUUCUAUUACUCAUCCCCAAAGCUGAUACAGAGCCCAUAGCAUUCUCAAAAACCCCUGAAGUGCUGGAUGCUGUUGUGAAAUUAAGCAUGAUGUUUAAGGUCUUCAUCUUUUAUUGAACGUUCCGAUCCCCUUUGGUCUAUAAGAGAUAGAUUGAGUUUUAGGUGUCUCAAAAUUUAGCAUGUAUAGCAGUGUUCAUUGAGCUCAUGUCUUGGACAGUUUUUUCCAGUGCAGAGUGGGUUAAAUUCACUCUUGGGCACUCCAUGCCUCUCUAAUCUUAUCCUGGAAAAGGAGCUCUGCCUUGGUUUACAGUGGAGGUCACUGGCGGGGCAGUGUUUGGACAGGGACUGAUGGAAUUAUGCUGCGCUGUUAACAUUAAAUGCCACUUGCUGGUGGGGGCUGAUGACGACAUUGGGGUCCUUUGACUCCUCGAGUACGAUAUCUUGAAAUACAUGCCUCUCUGAGAUGUGGCUAGACUCAUAAAACAUGCAAAGGACUCUCUUUGGCUUUCAUCAUUUAUUUAAUUUGAAGAAAGGUUGUUUUAAGGGAUUUAUCAGAGAGUUAAGAAAUGUUUCUAGGGAAUAGAAAAUGGACAAGAAAAUUGAUUUUUGUUGUCAAAGUCAUUGCAUUACAAUUCACCCUCCAAGGUGACACAGCAUCUCCUGGAGGGAGAAGCUGCCAAACACUUUGAAAGUGAUCUGUUUUCUUCUCACACUGACUUGCAGGGAGACACUGGUAUUUUCAAAACAAUUAAAACCUUUGCAGAAAGUUUGCCAAUAAUUAUGUUCAUCCAUGUUUCUAAGACAAGUUGUGAUAAGGAAAAUAAUACUUGGCAGCUGAAUGUGUGAAAUUUAGAAAUCUUUGUUCAAUUUCCCAGUCUUAGUCCUAUAUUUAUUUAUUUUUUCAACAGAACCCUGUGUUUACAGUUUUUAAAUAUUCACACUUAGUGUGAAACUUCAAAGACUUCAGUCAUACCUCCUCUCAUGAGUGUUCAUGUGUGUGUAUGUGUGUGUGUAUGGUGUGUGUGUGUGUGUGUGUGUGUUGUGCUUUUCAGGAGUGGCAUGUAACUAUGUUGUUUAAUCAGGACAAUAUUUAAAAAAAUUUUUUCAUGGGAUUGUUUCUCACAUUAAUAUUGAGAUAGAGUCCAAGUGAAGCAAGCUCUGUCGCAAAGGGCAAGUGUCAUGCAGCAGGAAGUCCUGGCGUCCCUUCUAGCCCUGCCUCAGCCAGCCUGCUACCUCUCUGUCAACGCAUACCACCACACAAGAAGAAAUGCCCUCACUCAGCCACAAGUGCCUCCUGCUCCCUUCGGGGCCCUCCAGCCCCAGGGCCCUGCACCAGCUCUGACUUCCUGCUGUUGCUGUGGAUCUUGGCACCCUCUUUCCAAAUGGCGUUUGUUUGGGAUCCUCUGGGAGCCACAGUACCAGGACCAUCUCCAAGAGCUAAAUCAAGAUUUCAUUUCUCAAAGUCCUACAGUUUUGAUGUGGACAAUGGCACAUCUGCGGGACGGAGUCCCUUGGAUCCCAUGACCAGCCCAGGGUCUGGGCUAAUUCUCCAAGCAAAUUUUGUCCACAGUCAACGCCGGGAGUCCUUCCUGUAUCGAUCCGACAGCGAUUAUGACCUCUCUCCAAAGUCUAUGUCCCGGAACUCCUCCAUUGCCAGUGAUAUACAUGGAGAUGACUUGAUUGUGACUCCUUUUGCUCAGGUCUUAGCCAGCCUGCGAACUGUACGAAACAAUUUUGCUGCAUUAACUAAUUUGCAAGAUCGAGCGCCUAGCAAAAGAUCACCAAUGUGCAACCAACCAUCCAUCAACAAAGCCACCAUAACAGAGGAGGCCUACCAGAAACUGGCCAGCGAGACCCUGGAGGAACUGGAUUGGUGUCUGGACCAACUAGAGACCCUGCAGACCAGGCACUCUGUCAGUGAGAUGGCCUCCAACAAGUUUAAAAGAAUGCUUAAUCGGGAGCUCACCCAUCUCUCUGAAAUGAGCCGGUCUGGAAACCAAGUGUCGGAGUACAUAUCAAACACAUUCUUAGAUAAGCAACAUGAAGUGGAAAUUCCUUCUCCAACUCAGAAGGAAAAGGAGAAAAAGAAAAGGCCAAUGUCUCAGAUCAGUGGAGUCAAGAAAUUGAUGCAUAGUUCUAGUCUGACUAAUUCAAGUAUCCCAAGGUUUGGAGUUAAAACAGAACAAGAAGAUGUUCUGGCCAAGGAACUAGAAGAUGUGAACAAAUGGGGUCUUCAUGUUUUCAGAAUAGCUGAGUUGUCUGGUAACCGGCCUCUGACUGUUAUCAUGCACACCAUAUUUCAGGAACGGGAUUUGUUAAAAACAUUUAAAAUUCCAGUAGACACUCUAAUUACAUACCUUAUGACCCUUGAAGACCAUUACCAUGCUGAUGUGGCCUAUCAUAACAACAUCCAUGCUGCAGAUGUUGUCCAGUCCACUCAUGUGCUACUGUCUACACCUGCUUUGGAGGCUGUGUUUACAGAUUUGGAGAUUCUUGCAGCAAUUUUUGCUAGUGCAAUACAUGAUGUAGAUCAUCCUGGUGUGUCAAAUCAAUUUCUGAUCAAUACAAACUCUGAACUUGCCUUGAUGUAUAAUGACUCCUCUGUCUUAGAGAACCAUCAUUUGGCCGUGGGCUUUAAGUUGCUUCAGGAAGAAAACUGUGACAUUUUUCAGAAUUUGACCAAAAAGCAAAGACAAUCUUUAAGGAAAAUGGUCAUUGACAUUGUACUUGCAACAGACAUGUCAAAACACAUGAAUCUACUGGCUGAUUUGAAAACUAUGGUUGAAACUAAGAAAGUGACAAGUUCUGGGGUUCUUCUUCUUGAUAACUAUUCUGACAGGAUUCAGGUCCUUCAGAAUAUGGUGCACUGUGCAGACCUGAGCAACCCCACAAAGCCUCUCCAACUGUACCGCCAGUGGACAGACCGGAUAAUGGAGGAGUUCUUUCGCCAAGGAGACCGAGAGAGGGAGCGUGGCAUGGAGAUAAGUCCCAUGUGUGACAAGCACAAUGCAUCUGUGGAAAAAUCACAGGUGGGCUUCAUAGACUAUAUUGUUCAUCCUCUCUGGGAGACAUGGGCAGACCUUGUACAUCCUGAUGCCCAGGAUAUUUUGGACACUUUGGAGGACAAUCGUGAAUGGUACCAGAGCACAAUCCCUCAGAGCCCCUCUCCUGCACCUGAUGACCAAGAAGAGGGCCGGCAGGGUCAAACCGAGAAAUUCCAGUUUGAACUAACUUUAGAGGAAGAUGGUGAGUCAGACACCGAAAAGGACAGUGGAAGUCAAGUGGAAGAAGACACUAGCUGCAGUGACUCCAAGACUCUGUGUACUCAAGACUCAGAGUCUACUGAAAUUCCCCUUGAUGAACAGGUGGAAGAGGAGGCAGUAGGAGAAGAGGAAAGCCAGCCGGAAGCUCCUGUAAUAGAUGAUUGUUCUCCUGACACGUAACAGUGCAGAGACUGUCACGCCUUUUUUUUUUUUUUAAAGUAGAAAAUUGUUUCCAAAGUGCAUGUCACAUGCCACAACCAUGGUCACACCUCACUCUCAUCUGCCAGGACGUUUGUUGAACAAAACUGACCUUGACUACUCAGUCUGGCGCUCAGGAAUAUCGUAACCAGUUUCUUCACCUCCAUGUCAUCAGAGCAAGGGGGAUAUCUUCGAGAACAACAUUUUAACAGAAUUUCAGCUUGGGAGAGCUGACAAAGCAGAUAAAAUCAACUCCAAAAUGUUUUCAAGGGAGAUUAGCUCAUCAGGCAGCCCAGUAGUAGAUUGGAUUUGGGGUUUCUUUUAUUUGUUUGCAAUAUUUUUUGGAAGAAAGAAGGCAUUACAUGGAUGGAGUGAACUUAGUAGAUGAAGCAAAAAAAAUGUCACAAAUAGGACACAGCAUGAAUCUGUUUCCAGGAGGAGGAUGAGCCACAGAAAUUGCAUAAUUUUCUAAUUUCAAGUCUUCCUGAUACAUGACUGAAUAGUGUGGUUCAGUGAGCUGCACUCACCUCUACAUUUUGUAUGAUAUGUAAAACAGAUUUUUUGUAGAGCUUACUUUUAUUAUUAAAUGUAUUGAGUAUUAUAUUUAAAAAAACUAUGUUCAGAACUUCAUCUGCCACUGGUUAUUAUUUUUUUCUAAGGAGUAACUUGCAAGUUUUCAGUACAAAUCUGUGCUACACUGGAUAAAUCUAAUUUACAAAUUUUACUUGCACCUUAUAGUUCAUAGAAAUUAACUGAUUUGUAGUGAUUCAUUGUUUUAUAUACCAACAACUUCCAUAUUUUAAAACAAAAAAACAACUUUAUGUUGCUGGAAACCCUUUUUGUAAGUCUUCAUUUGCUUUUUAUCUCACUCCUUCUAGAUAAGCAGAGUUGCUCUCCACCAAUGUUUUCCUUCACAGUGUGCAAAGUGAAUAUUUGUUCUGUAAUACUUUGAUGUGUGUUAUAUCAAAUGUGUCUUAAGCCUCAUAGAAACUCAAUCAUCAGUUGGUGUUGUCUGAAGCAAAUGGGAGAUAUAUAAACACCCAGUAGCUAAAAUGGUCUGUCUUUUUUUAGAUAUUUUCCUACUUAGUGUCUUCUGAUGACUUUUUGCUCUGUCAAGAGACAUGCAUUUCAUAACUGCAUGUCCUUCUAAUAACCCACACAUUGUGUGCUUAUUUUUAUUGUUAUUGCCAGUUAUAGUAAGAAAAAUGUUUCCCCCUUGUGCUGCUUUAUUAUUUAAUGUGUGUUUGAACUUCUGUCCAUGUUCACUAGAUGGGGUCUUAUCGAAUCUAUUAUCUCCAUUCUGAUGGAUGAAAAGAAACAGGUAGUCAAGUUAGGGUUAGCACUCAUUUCUACCAUGAGGUUGUAUGUCAUGACUAGCUUUCACUCUGAGGUUAUAGAGAAAAGUGUACAGCUAACUAUACAGAUUUUAAGAAUAGUAACUGAAUAUAUUAUCAAACACCAGUACAACUAAGUUCUCUUUGGCUUUUAUGAUUUUUGCCAUGCAAUUAAGAACUAUGUGAGGAGUAUCCUUGAGCAGUGGUCUUAUGAUGUAGCAGCUACUCAUUCUUAAUGGAUAGCCAUGUAACAUGUAGGCACUGCUUUACCAGUUUUCAUUGAUCCAUAAUCAUGUCUUGAAGGAGGGAACUACUUUCUUUAAACACGCUGAAGGAGAAGCAGUUGAUGAUGCUACUAGCACCAGAGGGUUGAUAAUAUGAUAUAGUCUAAAGUAUUGGAUUGGUAAAAAGAUUCUGCCUAAAUAAAAAAAUAGAGAUCACUCUUGGCUGAUUUUAGCUCCUGGAACUGUGUUGUAAUAUUAAAGAUGAAUUCCCAGUAUCUUCUGCUGAUAGCAGCUAGAAUCGUGAAGCAUCUGUUUAGUCUGAACUUUCUUCCCAAGUCAGUUCUUAAUAAAGGGUUUACCUUUUCUGUAAAGAGUUUGGAGCUCACAUAAUCCACUUUCACAUUGAUAUCCAAAAAUUAAGAUAGAGACUAAAAGAUCUGACUAAACAGAAAAUACAUGAAACAUUAAGAAAAAUAACAACCCUAAAAACAUUCACAUUUGGAACUUCUCAUGGAGCCAUCUGGGGACUGCAGAACAAAGUUAUCAGCCAGGAAAAUAAUCCAGGCUGAAGAUAGUCCCUGUUUUAAUUUCCUGAGAUCCAAGUAAUGCUUACAGCCUUUGAUAGAAAAAGUAUGUCUCUGAUCUUUUAGAUAGUACAGAAGAGGAAUCAACUAAUUAUUGUAUUUACACCCUUUUGCCCUUGUAAAGAUAGACAGGUAUCUUUCACAUAGAGGUCUAUGUUUGACCAAUUAGUUUCACAAGAAUAUUUGAGAACUUAAUCCUGUUUUAAUUGUAUUUUCUCUAUGAGAGGCCUAAAAGGAAAAGCAAAAUGUCUAGUUUAUUCCUCUUUCCAAAUCACUCUCAUUCCUUCCUUUUUCUCCCUUCACUUGGCAUUUCCCUCUCAGAGUGCCUAGAAUAUUAAUAAUGGAAAAAAUAAACAGCAAUAUGUAAAAAAAAUCCAGACCUGAAAGGGUUUUUAACUGCACUAAUAGAGGCUUUCCCCCACAGUUUUCUGCUUUUUAAUGGUCCCAUGUUAUAAAGAUACCCACCAAUGGACAAUCAAAUUGUAGCAAAGGCAUAAUAUCCAAGAGUUAGAGACUAAUGCACUGUACAAUCUGUUUGUCCUCUCCCUUCUCUCUCUCUCUCCCUCCCUCCUGUAUGCCCCACCCCUCAUUCUUUCUCUCCAAAGUGUGCUUCAGAAAUACACACUGCUUUAAAAAGAAGGUCUUAUACAAGUGGCUUUACAUUUCCUAAAACACCAUAAGAAAAUGCAAUAUCUGGGUACUGUAUGGGGAAAAAUUAUGUCCAAGUUUGCAUAAAAUGAGUACAUUUCAGCUUGCAAGUUACUGAACACAAUAAUGCUGUUUUAAUUUUGUUUUCUUUUGCAUCAGUUAAAAUUCACAAGAAAAUAAUGUAGAUAGAACAAAUUACAGAUGAGGAAAGAAAAAACUUGAAUGAAAUGGAUUUUACAGAAAGCUUUAUGAUAAUUUUUGAAUGCAUAUUUAUUUUUUGUGCCAUGCAUUUUUUUUUCUCACCAAAUGACCUUACCUGUAAUACAGUCUUGUUUGUCUGUUUACAACCAUGUAUUUAUUGCAAUGUACAUACUGUAAUGUUAAUUGUAAAUUAUCAGUUCUUAUUAAAACAUCAUCCCGUGAUAGGAUGGUGUUGAUAUACUUGGAAACUCUUGGUGAGAGAAUGAAUGGUGUGUAUACAUACUCCUUGUACAUUUUUCUUUUCUCCUGUAAUAUAGUCUUGUCACCUUAGAGCUUGUUUAUGGAAGAUUCAAGAAAACUAUAAAAUACAUAAAGAUAUAUAAAUUUAAAUAACAUAGCUGCAGGUCUUUGGUCCCAGGGCUGUGCCUUAACUUUAAUCAAUAUUUUCUUCUGUUUUGCUGCAUUUCUAAAAAAGGUAAUGGUGGGGGCUAGGGCUGGGCAUUUAUAUCCAAGAUUUCAAUUGAUUGGAUUUCUGAAAGUAGCUGGAUUUUAUAAAGUCAAAACACCUCUGACACAUCUUGCAACCCUUUCAAGAUGGAAGCUUGUAGGUACUUCUUGCCAUGGAGUGGCACAGCAUGUGUGAUAAUUAUUUCCAGAUGUAGAUAAGGAGCUAUUUCAGCUAGUUAUAUUUGAUGGCUUUUUACUUUCAGACACUACUGGGGAAAUAUAUUCUUUUUUUUUUUUUUUGAAAUAUAUUCUUGUCCAGUGAUUAUUGAAAAUCUUUUGGCUUCCACAAGUUCAUAGGAAAAUGAACUUGAUUUGAAACUGGAGCCAUGUGUCACUCAUCUUGGUUAGUUAUCUGUUCCAUUAGCUUUCAGUCAUGUUAAGAGACUGUAUCAUAUAGAAAAAGUCCUUUUUUUAACCUUAAAAUUUUUCUUUGAUUAAGAUCAACCAAUUUUUUAUAUGUAUGUAAACCCACAUCAAUUUAAACACCAUUUUUUGUGAUUCUAAUUCACAUAGCAUAAAAGAUUCACUGUUAUCUAAAAUUUAUUUCUGCAAAACUUAUAUCCACUUAGGAUUAUUACAUUUAACUUUGUACAAUGGCCAUCUCCUGAAAGCUAUGAAAACUCCCCAGUGUAUAAUGUGGAAACCUCCCACAGCUGCCCAGCCCUUGGAACAUGUGACUCAUCAGUGAAAGGAGAGAUUGUUUUUCUAGGAAAAAUGAGCCUCCUAUUAUUUUAUUUUAUUUUAUUUUUUGACACAAACUGUAGAUUUUAGCAGCCCUGGCCCAAAGGAAUUUAAUUACUUUUGUUUUAAACAGUACAAAGGGGACACUAUAAUUACAAACUACAUCCUUACUUAUUUUAGUUGUUUUUAAAUUUUAUUUCUUUGGAUAUGUUUUCAGAGUGGUAAAUUGUAUGUGAGCAUUACAAAUGAUGAUUCUUUUAGUGGUUUUCUUAGCCUCUCUUACAGCCCAUGGGGAUAGUACUGUACAUCAAUAUCUUCAUAUGAAAUUUUUAUAUGCAAUGAAAAUAAAAGCAUGGGUUGAUUCUGCCUA
Molecule: messenger RNA, 16992 nt
Organism: Marmota monax (woodchuck)
Lineage: Eukaryota; Metazoa; Chordata; Mammalia; Rodentia; Sciuridae
Gene: Pde4d
Product: phosphodiesterase 4D
Exons: 15
Coding region: 10365-12425 (686 amino acids)
Biological process (GO): signal transduction; cAMP catabolic process; regulation of cardiac muscle cell contraction
Cellular component (GO): nucleus; perinuclear region of cytoplasm; cytosol
Molecular function (GO): transmembrane transporter binding; 3',5'-cyclic-AMP phosphodiesterase activity; ATPase binding
Source: RefSeq, a predicted model, not a curated record